Engraulis encrasicolus (European anchovy) is the source of this 3633-nucleotide messenger RNA. It is a transcript of the gene sh3bp2, whose product is annotated as SH3-domain binding protein 2. The record is from RefSeq and is a predicted model, not a curated record. Bases 1421 to 3289 code for a protein of 622 amino acids. Gene Ontology annotation, biological process: signal transduction. The transcript has 14 exons. Lineage: Eukaryota; Metazoa; Chordata; Actinopteri; Clupeiformes; Engraulidae. Gene Ontology annotation, molecular function: SH3 domain binding.
AUAGGUUUCUCUGUGCGUAUUUGUGUGUGCACCUUAGGUAGAUGUGUGUGUGUGUGUGUGUGUGUGUGUGCGUGUGUGUGUGUGUGUGUGUGUGCGUGUGUGUGUGUGUGAGCGCGUGUCUAAUCGUCCCGUCCAACUCCACCCAGCAUCAUUCAGACUAAUGCGGGUCAGGCCAGAGGAGGAGUGGGGAAUCAGAUAUCUCUUGGGUUUUAGUUCAGUCGGGAACAGGACGGGAGUGAAAGGGGGAAUUUUUCAGCCUCUGUCAUCAGUUUCGGUUUGGAGGUCCACUCGUAGAGGCAGUCGACUGACUCCCGUCUGACCCACCACCACACCACAGUAUACCCGGGCCGAGAGAGACUAGGCGAGCGGACUGUGGCCAAAGUCAUCAUCAAGGGGGUGGUGGGGGGACGGACAGGAAGCCGGUGAAGCGGGCGAACAAUCAGCCGCUCCGAAGGGGCAGUGCAUUCCACAGGAAACGUCCCGACUUCCUGAACAGGCAUCCGGGCUCUCGUUUCUCGACUUUGGGCUUUUGGGCUCAGUUUGGUUUUUCGGGGAAUCCACACAGGAGCAGCUUUUGGGCAGGCAGGGCAGGCAGGGCAGGCUGCCUCAAGAGUCUCUCAUGUCCUCGUAGGGCGAGUUUUCUCCCCUGGCGCCCAGAGUUGCUGAACUGGUAUCCGGGCUCUUGACUCUGGGUUUUUGGUCUUUUGGGCUCACUGGAGUUUUCGGGGAAUCCACACAACAGCAGCUUCGGACAGGCAGUCUGCCUCAAGAGUCUCUCAUAUCCGCGUAGGGCGAGAUUUCUCUCCGGGCGUCCAGACUCAGCAAGGCAUCCGGGCUCUCGACUCGGCUAUCAGCUCUUGACUCGACUUGACUCCUCUCAGUUGGGUUUUAUCGAGGAAUCAAUACAAGGGUCAGCAGCGGUCUCAUACGUGACAUACAGUACUGGAGUGCCCCAUUUGUCUCUGGGCUAUCGGUUUUUGGGUUUUCAAGGGAAUCAGUACAACAUCAACAAUGGCGUAACCCGUCAAUUCCUGCUUCAGGCAGUCUCUACAGUGUCUCACACCAAGGACUGGAAGGCCUGGGUUUCUUUUUUCUCUGGGCUCUUGGUUUUGGUCUCAGUUGGGUUUUUCAGGGAGUCAACACCGAACCGGCAAUAUUGCUCAGAAGGGCCAUCUCCGGGCAGGCAGUCUCUGACAUCCCGGACUGGACGGCCCGUUUUUUUUCUCUCCCCAGACAAGCACUGGGCCGAGUCUCUCUCUCUCCUACACAGUAAAUUCUGCAGUGUUCAUUUAACACUUAUAGAGUUGAUUUGACAUCAUUUGGACUUAGAUGAACUCUUUAAGAGUUGAAUUAACACCGCAACAUUUACUGUGUAGUUCAGUUCGCCGCACUACCUGGGAGCGGAAGGAGAGAAGGAGAGAUGGAGAGAGAGAAAGGAAGAGACAGUGUGAUUGGCAUGAUUUCUCCGGUUCUGAGUAUCAGAAGAAAGAAGAGCAGAAGCUCAGUCCUCCUUCGCCCUGGGAGCACAGCGGAAGGAGAGAAAGACAGAGGCAGCAUGAUGAGCGAGGGUUCCCCAGUUCUGAGGAGGCAGAAGAGCAAGAGGAACAUGUCUGUGUCUCAGGUCUCCUGGCCUGUUCCAAUGAGGGCCAUCGGUGCUCAGAACCUGCUGACCAUGCCGGGGGGCGUCACCACCUCCGGAUAUCUGCACAAGAAGGGAGGAAGUCAGUUUAGUCUCUUGAAAUGGCCCUUGCGGUACAUCAUCAUACACAAAGGCUGUGUGUAUUACUUCAAGACCAGCACCUCGGCCACACCGCAAGGAGCGUUCUCACUCAGCGGCUACAACAGGGUAAUGAGAGCGGCAGAGGAGACGACGUCCAACAACGUGUUCCCCUUUAAAGUGGUACACUUCAGCAAGAGACAUCGGACCUGGCUGUUCUCUGCUGCCAGUGAAGACGAGAGGAGGAAAUGGAUGCGUCAUUUGAGAAGAGAAAUCGACCACUAUAAUGACCGCCGAGACAUGUGUAUAUCGAGUGACCAGGACGAUGCUGAUGACGAUGCUGAGAGCUUCUACGGGACUAUUGAGAGCCCAAUGGAAAUCACCCACGCUGCUGAAAACCCAGAGGCUGAUUACGUCCUUGAUGAGGACUCUGACGAAGACGACUACUUGAAGCCUGAUGAGUCACCUCCUCCACCUACAGGUCGCACCAUCGCACCGCCCCCCUCCUACCCUCCUCCUCCUGUGCCGUACCACCCCCACCCAAACUCGCAGGCCGCCCUCAACAAGCCCCCAGCGUCCACACCCCCGCCCAUCCCAAGGAAGCCUCCCCCGUCCUGCCCCGUGCCCACCCCUGCCGGCCUGACCCCCCCAGGCUUCGCCCCUCCCCAGGUCCCCACCAGCCCCGUCCCCAAACCAAGCUGCUUACGGCCAGGCCCACGCAUCCCUGCGCCUCCCAUCCCAUCGUCCCACACCAAGCCUCCGGGCACCAGGACUAUCUCCACCAUGCCCCCCUGUGGCGAGGGCAGGGACGGCAGGCCCGGCGGGUCCGUGGUGGUACCGCACCCAGCCACGCUGCCCAUCUGCAGGGACCUGGAGAAGGUCAUACUGGCCGGUCACCCCAAGCCCCCCCACUUACCGCCACCCAGCAGGCCGCCUACUGUCUCUCCACCCACCCCGUCCUCUCUCCACAGACCUCCACCUCCCACGUGUCUACCCAGUCAAGCGGCGGGCUUCAAGCCCCAUAGACCGGCUGGGCCACCCUCCGUCAAUUUUCUUCCUCCCGUGGCGAAGCCCCCCAUGCCUGUAGCCAAGCCCCCGCGAGUCUCCAUGCAAAGAUCGUCUCCAGAUGGGCAGAGUUUUCGCUCCCCGGUGGACGAGAUGCCCAGCGUGGUGCAAAGGAAGAAACCGAGGAAGAACCACCACGUGGACGACGAGGACUCAGACGACGACGGCUAUGAAAAUGUGCACCUGCCAGAUACUGUAUUUCUGGACACAGUAGAAACCAGCACUGUUGAAAGAAUGUUUAAGGACUGGGCUGGUUGUCCGCCAGAUGGGCUGUAUGGCUUCCGCAACUCAGGAACCAAAACAUCUAAGGUGCUUGUUGUCUGGGAUAUCAGCUUAAACAAAGCAAGGAACUACAGGCUCUUUGAAGAGCUCUCCAAGUUCUUCCUGGAGACGGACUACACCUUCAACUCGCUGGCCGAGCUGGUGGAGUACUACCACACGCACCCGCUGCCCAACCACGGCUCCCUCUGCCUACAGAAACCGUACGGCUACAUCCCCCCGAGGUGAUCGCCAAACGGGCCACCCACCUGUACCACCAUCCCUCCAUCUUCCGCAUCUCUCUAUCUGUGUCUCCACCUUGCAAGGACUCAUGCCAAGGACUGAUGAUGUCGCUCCCCAGCGGCCAGAGGCGCAUCUUGCCACCAGGCAAGGCAGGCAGUCGCUUGGGACCCUUAAGCCCCUAGAUAGUGAAUAAUAGCCCAUACUGUGCUACAGUAGUGGUGAUUUUGGGUUCAAAUGUCCAUUCUUUUGCAUUUUCACUUGGGGCCCCACCUGACCCUAGAAUCGCCUCUGCUAGCGGCCAGUGGCAGGCUCCAAUGGCUUGUCUGUCUGUGUGCCAUAGACACUGACAU